This is a messenger RNA of Durio zibethinus, 573 nucleotides long. NCBI's taxonomy places the organism in Eukaryota, Viridiplantae, Streptophyta, Magnoliopsida, Malvales, Malvaceae. The record is from RefSeq and is a predicted model, not a curated record.
AUGAGAGAAAUGUCUUACUUUCUUGGAAUAGAGAUUCAUCAAGAUCAGCAAGGAAUCUUCAUUUGUCAAAGAAAAUAUGCAAAUGAAAUCUUGAAUAAGUUUAGGAUGGAAAAUUGCAAACAAGUCAACACUCCUUUGGCUCAAAAUGAGAAACUUAUUAAGGAAGAUGGAGCUAACAAAGUUGAUGGUUCUAUUUAUAGAAGCUUGGUUGGUUGUUUAUUGUAUUUGACAGCAACAAGGCCAAACAUCAUGUAUGCUGCAAAUUUACUCUCUAGGUUCAUGCAAAAUUCUAGUGAGUUACAUUUUAAGGCUGCAAAAAGAGUAUUGAGAUAUGUCAAAAAAACUAGUGAACUUGGAAUUUGGUUCAAGAAGAAUGAAAGUUCAAGAUUGGUUGGAUUCACAUACAGUGACUGGGCUGGCUCUGAUGAAGACAUGAAAAGCACUUCAGGUUAUGUGUUUUUCAUUGGAUUAAAUGUGUUCAGCUGGAAUUCAAAGAAACAAGAAACUGUGGCUCAAUCAACAGCAGAAGCAGAGUAUAUAGCUGCUGCAGCUGCUGUUAAUCAAGCAAUUUGA